UGUAUUCUCAUGAUCAUGCCUUCCUCACCGACCGUCGAAUCCACAGAAGUCAUCUUCACGGCAAUCUACACGUUCGAAUCGGCUGUAAAAGUAAUGGCCCGAGGUUUCAUCUUGCAGCCUUUUACAUAUUUAAGAGACGCAUGGAACUGGCUAGACUUCGUAGUAAUAACAUUAGCUUAUGUAACGAUGGGUAUCGACCUGGGAAAUUUGGCUGCUCUCCGCACAUUUCGAGUGCUGCGAGCUUUAAAAACUGUCGCCAUCGUCCCAGGUUUGAAGACCAUCGUCGGAGCCGUCAUAGAGUCUGUGAAGAAUCUUCGGGAUGUGAUAAUUCUGACGAUGUUCUCAUUGUCCGUGUUCGCACUCAUGGGCUUACAAAUCUACAUGGGCGUCCUCACGCAAAAAUGCAUCAAAAAUUUUCCGGAGGACGGCUCAUGGGGAAACCUCACUGACGAAAACUGGGAGAGAUUCAUGAGCAAUGAAACGAAUUGGUAUGUAACGGAAAGCGGGGACAUGCCCUUAUGUGGAAAUUCGUCAGGUGCUGGUGAGUGCGCUCCAGGCUACAGGUGCCUUCAAGGAUUUGGCGGUAAUCCAAACUACGGGUACACGAGUUUUGAUACUUUCGGUUGGGCUUUUUUGUCGGCGUUCAGAUUGAUGACACAAGAUUACUGGGAAAAUUUAUAUCAAUUGGUAUUGCGAUCGGCUGGACCAUGGCAUAUGUUGUUCUUUAUAGUUAUUAUUUUUUUGGGAUCGUUCUAUCUGGUUAACUUGAUCUUGGCUAUCGUCGCGAUGUCGUACGAUGAAUUGCAAAAGAAAGCAGAAGAGGAAGAAGCAGCUGAAGAAGAAGCCAUCAGAGAAGCAGAAGAAGCGGCAGCAGCACGAGCCGCCAAACUGGAGGCCCACGCAGCGAAUCGCGAAGCCGCCGCUGCCGCUGCGGCUGCUGCUGAAGCCGGAAUAACCGAGGAUCCGAAUCUCAUAAAGUCACCGUCCGACUUCAGCUGUCACAGCUACGAGCUCUUCGUUGGCCAAGAGAAGGGUUGCAGUGACGACAACAAUCGAGAAAAGAUGUCACUGCGCAGCGAAGGACUCGAGUCGGUGAGCGAAUAUCAGAGACCGACCGCCGCGUCGCUGCAACAGCAAGAUCAAAUAGCUGCCAGACAGGCCGCGGCUAAAGCGCGCAGGGUCAGCGCGGCCUCGUUAUCACUGCCUGGCUCGCCUUUCAACUUACGCCGCGGAUCACGCGGUUCCCAUCAGUUCACAGUGCGGAAUGGUCGAGGCCGCUACCCUGGAGGACCUGCCUCCAAUGGCGCGGGCGUUUGCGACCGAAAGCCGUUAGUGUUAUCCACGUAUCUCGAUGCGCAAGAACAUUUACCAUAUGCAGACGAUUCCAAUGCUGUCACUCCAAUGUCGGAAGAGAAUGGUGCCAUCAUCAUGCCGGUGUACUAUCCUGGGAAUCUAGGUUCGCGACAUUCCUCAUAUACAUCGCAUCAUUCCCGCUUAUCGUACACUUCUCACGGCGAUUUGCUGGGUGGCGCGACCAAGGAAUCCAGAUUAAGAAGUCGAAGUCAACGAAACACGCAGCAGCAACUUGCUCAACUGGCGCAGCAACAGCAACAGACGCCGAUCACUCAGCAACCGACAUAUACUGACACAAAUCACAAGAUGCCUGGCCGAGAACCACACCAUGGUUCGAUGGAAUAUACUGACGAGAUGGGAAAAAUAAAACAAAUCGACAAUCCUUUUAUUGAACCUGCUCAGCAGCAAACAGUUGUAGAUAUGAAAGAUGUCAUGGUGCUAAACGAUAUAAUCGAACAAGCAGCUGGUCGACAGAGCAGAGUCAGUGAUCAUGGAGCCUGGCUAUUUUUUAUCUGGGCAAAGAGAUUUUAUUCGACUAUUCGAUUGAUUGGCCUUUUAGUCUCUAUUUGCAUGAAUUUGAGACUCCGAGUAUUCAAAUUAGCUAAAUCUUGGCCAACGCUGAAUUCUAUAUCCAUUAUGGGUCGAACGAUGGGUGCCUUGGGUAAUCUAACGUUUGUGUUGUGUAUUAUCAUCUUCAUAUUCGCCGUAAUGGGUAUGCAGUUGUUUGGAAAAAAUUAUUACGAUAAAGUCGAUCGUUUUCCCGAUGGAGAGCUACCUAGAUGGAACUUCACGGAUUUCAUGCAUUCAUUUAUGAUUGUGUUUCGUGUGCUUUGUGGAGAAUGGAUAGAGUCUAUGUGGGAUUGCAUGCUUGUAGGUGAUGUCAGCUGUAUUCCUUUCUUGGCUACUGUUGUCAUUGGUAAUUUUGUGGUAUUGAAUCUCUUCUUGGCCUUGCUCUUGUCGAACUUCGGUUCUUCGAGCUUAUCAGCCCCAACAGCGGACAACGACACAAACAAGAUCGCCGAGGCAUUCAACAGAAUAUCUCGUUUCAUCAAUUGGGUCAAAAGAAAUAUAGCUGAUGCAGCUAAAUUGGUUAAGAACAAACUGACGAAUCAGAUAUCCGAUCGCCACGGUGCAGAUCUUGCCGGGGAAACAGAAAUUGAAUUAGGAACAGACGAAAUCUUGGCCGAUGGUAUACUCAGAAAGUCUUCCAAAGAUUUGAACCAAUUAGAAGUAGCGAUAGGUGAGGGAAUGGAAUUUACGAUACAUGGAGAUUUAAAAAAUAAACUGAAAAAAGGAAAAAUGUUAAUGAAUAACACCAAAACCAUUGGCAACUCCAUAAGUGGGAAUCACCAGGAUAAUAGAUUAGAAAAUGAUAUACUUAAUAAUCACGGAUUACAGGAUGAUGUACUUAGUGUGAAAUCUUACGGAAGUCAUCUGAAUAGACCAUUCAAAGAUGAAAGUCAUAAAGGCAGUGCCGAAACGAUGGAAGGAGAAGAAAAACGAGAUAUUAGUAAAGAAGAUCUGGGAUUAGAUGAUGAUUUGGAAGACAGAGAAUCAGGCGAAGAAGGUGACGAACCAGAAGAACCUGGUUUACAUCCUGCCGCAAUUGUUGUAGAUCCAGAUGCAGCAGGAAUGGACGAGUAUCCGUCCGACUGUUUCCCACCACCAUGUUAUAAGAAGUUUCCAUUUCUUGCUGGGGAUGACGAUGCGCCUUUCUGGCAAGGUUGGGCAAAUCUUAGACUGAAAACGUUUCAGCUGAUCGAGAACAAGUACUUUGAGACGGCGGUUAUCACCAUGAUUCUACUCAGUAGUUUGGCUCUGGCUUUGGAGGAUGUUCAUCUCCAACAUCGGCCGAUCUUGCAGGACAUAUUGUACUACAUGGAUCGAAUAUUCACUGUGAUAUUUUUCAUAGAGAUGUUGAUCAAGUGGUUGGCGCUUGGCUUCAAAAUGUAUUUUACGAACGCCUGGUGCUGGCUGGAUUUCGUUAUAGUAAUGGUCUCGCUCAUAAACUUCGUAGCCUCUCUGGCCGGUGCAGGAGGUAUCCAAGCCUUCAAAACCAUGCGAACUUUAAGGGCGCUCCGUCCGCUCAGAGCCAUGAGCCGUAUGCAGGGCAUGAGGGUCGUAGUGAACGCUCUCGUUCAGGCUAUACCGUCCAUCUUCAAUGUAUUACUUGUGUGUCUCAUUUUCUGGCUGAUAUUCGCUAUCAUGGGUGUUCAGUUAUUCGCUGGGAAAUACUUCAAGUGCGUGGAUGCAAACAAGACGACCCUGAGUCAUGAAAUUAUACCAGAUCGAAAUGCUUGCAUAGCUGAAAACUACACUUGGGAUAAUUCACCAAUGAACUUCGAUCACGUCGGAAAAGCUUAUUUGUGCCUAUUUCAAGUGGCCACCUUCAAAGGAUGGAUGGCCAUUAUGAACGAUGCGAUUGAUUCGAGAGAGGUCGAUAAGCAGCCUAUAAGAGAGACGAACAUUUAUAUGUAUUUAUAUUUCGUCUUCUUUAUCAUAUUCGGUUCGUUCUUCACUUUAAAUCUGUUUAUCGGAGUCAUCAUCGACAACUUCAAUGAACAGAAGAAGAAAGCUGGUGGUUCCUUGGAAAUGUUCAUGACAGAAGAUCAGAAAAAGUAUUAUAAUGCCAUGAAAAAAAUGGGUUCGAAGAAACCAUUGAAAGCAAUUCCUAGGCCCAGGUGGCGUCCUCAAGCAAUAGUAUUCGAAAUAGUAACAAAUAAAAAAUUCGACAUGAUUAUUAUGUUGUUCAUCGGUUUCAAUAUGCUCACCAUGACGAUGGAUCACUACAAGCAAAGCUCUACAUAUAGUAUGGUACUAGACAAUCUAAAUAUGAUCUUCAUUGUGAUAUUUAGUUCGGAAUGUCUUAUGAAGAUAUUCGCCCUGAGGUAUCACUACUUCGUUGAACCUUGGAAUCUCUUCGACUUUGUUGUAGUUAUCUUAUCAAUAUUAGGUCUCGUAUUGAGUGACUUGAUUGAGAAAUAUUUCGUAUCGCCAACGCUGCUUCGAGUGGUGCGUGUGGCGAAAGUUGGACGAGUACUUCGUCUCGUAAAAGGAGCCAAAGGCAUCAGGACGCUACUGUUCGCGCUUGCCAUGUCCUUGCCAGCUCUGUUUAAUAUUUGCUUGUUGCUGUUUCUUGUCAUGUUCAUAUUCGCUAUAUUCGGCAUGUCAUUUUUCAUGCACGUCAAGGACAAGAGCGGUCUUGAUGAUGUUUAUAAUUUCAAGACAUUUGGGCAGAGUAUGAUUCUUCUCUUUCAGAUGUCUACAUCUGCUGGUUGGGAUUCUGUGUUAGACGGAAUUAUUAACGAAGAAGAUUGCCGGCAACCGAACAACGAGAUCGGUUACCCUGGAAACUGCGGUUCAGCCACUAUUGGCAUUACUUAUCUACUCUCCUACCUCGUCAUCAGUUUCUUGAUUGUCAUCAACAUGUACAUCGCUGUCAUUCUCGAGAACUAUUCCCAGGCGACAGAAGAUGUGCAAGAAGGUUUGACAGAUGAUGACUAUGAUAUGUACUAUGAAAUAUGGCAGCAAUUUGAUCCGGACGGAACGCAAUAUAUCCGUUACGAUCAGCUGUCAGAUUUUCUGGACGUUCUUGAGCCACCGCUCCAGAUUCACAAACCAAAUAAAUAUAAAAUUGUCUCUAUGGACAUUCCUAUUUGCAAAGGCGAUAACAUGUUCUGCGUAGACAUUCUGGAUGCCUUAACGAAGGACUUCUUCGCCCGAAAAGGCAAUCCGAUUGAAGAGACGGGCGAUCUGGAAGGCGUGAACACACGUCCGGACGAAGUUGGCUACGAGCCCGUCAGCUCGACGCUAUGGCGGCAACGCGAGGAAUAUUGCGCUCGUCUGAUACAGAACGCGUGGCGCAAGCACAAACGACACCGCGAUGGCGACACAGAAGGCGAAGGCGGCGAUACGGCCGACGAUACGGCGGAUGAUGAAGCCAACGGCUCCGAGGCGAGACAGACUGCCGUGCUGGUGGAAAGCGAUGGCUACGUGACGAAGAACGGGCCACGCGUCGUUCUGCACUCGCGCUCUCCAAGCGCCACAUCGCGCACGGCGGACGUUUGAGCCGGGGCUCGCCUCGCCCCCAAUGAUCGCAACGAUGACUCCUGACACCAGAACUAAUAACGUUAGUGACGCGGCUCCGCGAAGCGUGAGACGCCUAGUGCUAAAACAGUGACUCUCUGAAAUAAGUUAGUGGUGCCGCGAACAAUUUUACUUCAUUAACAAAAUAAAAAAACAUAAAUAAAUAAAUUAAAUAAUAACUAAUAACGGCUUCUUACAAAACGCACUCUUCGGCUCUAUUUUCUUUCUGCGAUGUUAUUAAGGGGGUGGGGCGAGCUAUUCAAAUAAUAAUAAUAAAUAAAAAAAUAAUAGGCUUUUGAAUAAUCAAUUGAAUUUAGUAUGUAAUAAUUACGGUAAAUAAAAAAAAACUUUUUAAAACGUUUGCCUGCAAAAAUGAUAUAACAAUAAAAAGGUUGCUUGUUUGUUAACACUUUAAAGAUUUUUAGCCAUUGUAUAAAAUAUAUUUAUUAUUAUAAACUAGACAUUCACCACAUUCACACAACAAAGACUUCACAUGUCACACAAUGUUCUUGACGUUUUUUCUAUUCGGGAAUGUGCUUCAUAAUGACGCUUACGCGAGGAUCGCGUGCAGAUGACGGCAACCUUCCCACCGUCGUGUCUGGACAUGAAACUCGCGUCGCGAUGUAGAAGCAGUACAAUUGCUGUACAUAGAAAUGAACAGUACAACACGGCGCACUAUUCAGCAAUGCAUUGGUUCGCUAAGAAACGACGAUUUUACAAAAAGUUAAUCACACUGAAAUUUUUGAAAAGUAGUUCAGGAUAAUAAUUGAAGAGUUUAUUGGCCUUGGUAAAGAACUUCCUACAUAUGAAUCAGUGUCUAUGA
Messenger RNA from Ctenocephalides felis (cat flea), 6262 nucleotides. RefSeq names its product sodium channel protein para-like. Gene Ontology annotation, biological process: membrane depolarization during action potential; neuronal action potential; sodium ion transmembrane transport. Gene Ontology annotation, molecular function: calcium ion binding; voltage-gated sodium channel activity. Gene Ontology annotation, cellular component: plasma membrane; voltage-gated sodium channel complex. Lineage: Eukaryota; Metazoa; Arthropoda; Insecta; Siphonaptera; Pulicidae. The record is from RefSeq and is a predicted model, not a curated record.